Molecule: messenger RNA, 4147 nt
Organism: Fopius arisanus
Lineage: Eukaryota; Metazoa; Arthropoda; Insecta; Hymenoptera; Braconidae
Gene: CycD
Product: cyclin D
Exons: 5
Coding region: 745-1671 (308 amino acids)
Biological process (GO): mitotic cell cycle phase transition; regulation of cyclin-dependent protein serine/threonine kinase activity
Cellular component (GO): cytoplasm; nucleus; cyclin-dependent protein kinase holoenzyme complex
Molecular function (GO): cyclin-dependent protein serine/threonine kinase regulator activity
Source: RefSeq, a predicted model, not a curated record
GCUCGUACCAUUCGCACACCAGAAAACACAGUCCCGGCAUUCUGACCUGGUAAGUCACCAGAGUCAGAUCGCGACAAAGUGAGACAAACAACAAUCUCGCUAGUCUCGUUAAUUAACAAUAACCCAGGGACAAAAAAUCACCAAAUAAUAUCACCACCAACAAUGAAUAAUUAGAAAGAUUCGAGUAAAAUUUCUAUUCUCAACGCAAACACCCAAAGGCCAAUUUAUUUAUUACCUAGUGAUUAACGUCGUUUAUUAAUAAAUUCCAACAAUCAGUGAACGAUACUUAAAUUUAAUCGAAUUAUUGGAGAGAAUAGUGUUUACUGGAAGCUCACACACUUGCGGAGAUAUUAUAACGUGAGAAUUACAGGAGAAUUUAGAGUCUUGGAAGUUGAGAGCCCGUUGAGAAUUAAAAGUGUUUGUGCACGAGGUGACCACGAGGUCGAUUUAUUAUUGAACAUCAGAGGUGAAAUUCAAUGUUUGUUUUGUAUAUUUACAGUGGAUAAAGUGUACAAGUGGUUUUCGUGAUUAUUUCUGGGUGUUUUUCGGGGUAUUUAAGUUGAUAUUUAUCUGUCAGUGAACUCUACCGACGGUUUAAAUAUCUGGCAGAAUUGAGUGUUCGAAGAGCGUUUCGACGAGGAGAACGUCCGCCACGUGGAGGCAACGAAUAUCUCUCUCUCGCGACUCAUCUCUUUGACAUUUUUAUUUUGUGAACAUUAUCAUUUAUUUAUCGUACUGUAUAAAAUGGAUCUUCUGUGCUGUGAGACCACGGAAACGGAAUGCAGGGCUUAUGCUGAUCCAGCUUUGCUUGGUGAUGAGAGGGUACUUCAGAAUUUGUUGAAGACUGAGGAACGUUACGCCCCCAGUAGCUCGUACUUUGAAUGUGUCCAGAGGGACAUAUCGCCGAUCAUGCGCAAAAUUGUCGCCGAGUGGAUGUUGGAGGUUUGUGAGGAGCAGAAGUGCCAGGCUGAAGUGUUUCCCCUGUCGAUGAAUUAUUUGGACAGAUUUUUAUCGAUCUGCCCAAUCCGAAAAUCACAAUUACAAUUACUCGGUACCGCCUGUCUUCUUCUGGCAUCUAAACUACGAGAAACGAGGUCAGUCACAGCUGAGAUUCUCGUUUUCUACACAGACAAUUCCAUCACACUCGAUGACCUAUGGAGGUGGGAACAGCUCGUUGUAUCGAAACUCAAGUGGGAACUGUCAGCAGUAACACCCGGUGACUUUCUUCUUCACAUACUGAGUCGUCUGCCCAUUGAUUCUUUGGCGUGGGACUCACUCAUGGUCAGAAGACACGCACAGACAUUCAUCGCCCUCAGUGCCAGAGAGUACAAGUUUUCCAUGUACACACCCAGCAUGAUUGCAGCGGCAAGCGUUGCAGCGGCUCUUCAUGGGCUCGAUUGGACGGGAAAAAGUGGUUAUGGACUCUCUGGACUGCUCGAUGAGCUCACCCGCAUCACUGCCAUUGAACAGGAUUACCUGCAGGGAUGCUUCGAACAGAUUGAAGAAAUGGUGGCACAGGCGAGAACCACAAGUCACCAGUCUUCAACAACAAGUACAAUCGGAACGAGUGCACCAACAAGACCGUUGGGGGAACAGAACACGAGCCAGGACAAAAUGAUGGAGCAUGAGAAAGCAGGAACCCCAACUGACGUGAGGGAUGUCCAUUUUUGAGCCCUGGCUCGGUGUUAUCAUGAAAUCGGAGCUCUUGUUUCAAUUUCUCUCCACCAAGUUAAUGGAGGAGUCCUGGAUAAAAGUACGAGAUACCUCGAGGGAGUCUGGAACGCCUAGAGGAGAAUGCCAACGUCUCAUGAAAUUUCUAUAGUGAAGUUGACUAAUUCGUCUUUUAUCAUUCACUAUUAUCGAUUAAAUCGAAAUUUUUUAUCGACUCUCUUUCGAUGAAACGCUGAUAAUAAAGUACUGGGACGUUCUGGGGGAAGGCAAUGCAAUACGCUUUACGCUACACUUAAUUUUUAGUAUAAAACGAAUGAUUACUUUUUACGUUUACAUCCAGAACGAGAUACAGGUAAAACGAUAGUAAUUAUUCUGCGUCACGAAUUUUUUGACGAUUGAGAGGGGAUAAUAGAGCGAAAAAUAUGUUUAUAGGUAGGGAGGAGAUACAAGUUAUAGUAAGAAUGAAUACAUAUAGUCAUACCCGAGUCAUUUAGCCUUUUGUACAUAUGUGAAGAGGAUUUUUUAUGUUUACAGAAACUGCUAAUGUUUAGUUAUUAAUGCAUCUAUUUUUUUUUUAUUUGUAUAGAGGAGUGAUGCUUUCGUUUUAUUUCGGAUCUCUAAGUCGAGUUGUAACAAUGAACCUCCGAAAAAAAAGAACGUGUUGAUCUAGUGUGGAAGCAUGUGUGUGAGAGAGUGAGUGUUUCAUGAAACAUGUAUUUUUUUAUGAAAAAAUGAGGAAUAAGGAGGAAAAUAUGAGAGAUGCGAGUGCAAGAGAGAAGUUUCAAUUUGUCAGCGGAUUUAUUUCUCUUUUGCCACCUGUGCAGUGAAAAUCCCGUGGAAAUUUAUCAGUCCACGUUAAUAUAUAUAUUUGUAAAAACAAAAAAAUUUAAUUUCUUUUUUGUGAACGUCUUGUUGGGAACCUGGGGAUUCCGUUUUGUAAAUAUUUAUGGUGGAGAUGUUCUCAUCGAAUGAAUCUUCUUCUCGUUUUUAAGGAUGUAAGAUAGAUGAACAAAAUAGGGAGGAAGUGUAUGGAAGUGUAUGAACGAAUUGGGGUGAUUAUGCCGGCAAGAUCUGAAGGGUUUUCUUGGUUCAUUGAGCGGAACGUUCAGUGCCUGGAAAAAACUGGUUAGUACUUAAAAAAAAUGGGUGGACGACGAAUUUUAUAAAAAGUGUAACAUAGAAUCGAAUCGUUGGAAAUUUUCUCAUCAUUUUUCUUUAGUCAAUGAGAUACGUCGUCUUCGUCGCCCUGCAUUGAUGAAUGAAUUUAUCUAGAUAGAUUACGUUGUCAAUAACCAAAUUGUAGUACAAUCUAGGAGCGAGGUAGCAUAAGAGUACUGGUUGAGCAACUCGAAGAGAUACAAUGCAUUUACGUGUUGUCAUUUACUGAUUUCAAUUGUAUUUUUUUUCUGCGUUUGUUAAAUGAAUUAUUCUGCGUUUAUUAUCAUUUUUAUAAAAAUGAGAAUGUGCUACGGAAGAAAAUUGUUUUUUUUUUUGCUUUUUAUGAUUAUUCCGAAGAUUCUGGUCGAAUUGGGGAGUGGGAGGAGAAGAAGCUGUUUAUUUUUUAAUGAGAGAAUAUUUCUGGAAAUGAUGAGGAUUUCUAAACCUCUCAUUUUCACGAAAUUCGUUACUUUUUGAAGAUUAUUUUACGAUUAUCCCGGGAAUGAGCGAGUUGGUAAUGCAAUUACUUCCUGAACUCGUUGCAUCGAUGAUAUUCGCGAAAUAAUUACAGAAUAUUUUUCAGACUCGUCGUUUUCCAUCGCUCCACAACAAACUUAACGCCUGAAUUGUAAAUUCCGUUUAGUUUCUCCUAUACAAUGCUAGAAGUCGGAAUGUUCAACGACGAAUGGAAUUUUUAUCACUAUUUUUUUUUUGGAAGUCAGAGACACAAUAUUGUCACAAGUGUUUUCAUUCUCUGCCGUUGAAAAUAACUGAUAUACCUCAAAACUCGCAAAAAAACAUGUUCACAAGAUUCCCGAUUAUCGUCUGAUCGCAAAGGCACGAUUUUAGCCACUGGAAUCACAAUAAAUAUUUUUUUUUAAUGUAGCAUACUUUAAUCCUAUAAUUAUUUUUUAACGAUAACCAGAAAACAUGUAAUAUGUAGAACCCAAAACACUUUUGUACAUAUCAAUGUGCGUUAACGAUUUGCGCAUAGUCGAUUGAGAAUAAAGUAUUGGUAUUUUAUACAACCAAAGUAAUUGUUUCUAUUUUUAUAUUUUUAAGGGAAACCUAGAUUUUAUUUUUACCAAAGAAAACGAGCGAUUGAAAAAGCAAAUGAUUACCUGAUAUAUUUCAAAUAGUCACAAAUUAUUAAAUUAUAUCAAUUUAAAUGCACACGUAAAAAUGAAAUAAUUGUAAAAUUUAUCAAUUUAUUAAAAUUUUCAGAAAAUAGUUUUCACACUCAAAUUAAAAUCACACUAAACUCAUAAACUCAUAAAUGAAUCAUAAAUGAAUAUAAAAUUCGGACACACAGAGGAAA